This is a messenger RNA of Talaromyces amestolkiae, 6987 nucleotides long. RefSeq lists its product as uncharacterized. Gene Ontology annotation, molecular function: phosphopantetheine binding; fatty acid synthase activity; oxidoreductase activity. Bases 1 to 6987 code for a protein of 2328 amino acids. The record is from RefSeq and is a predicted model, not a curated record. Lineage: Eukaryota; Fungi; Ascomycota; Eurotiomycetes; Eurotiales; Trichocomaceae. The transcript has 12 exons. Gene Ontology annotation, biological process: fatty acid biosynthetic process; secondary metabolite biosynthetic process.
AUGGCCCCAAGUGCGAUCAGAGAUGACCAGGCUCAGGAUGACCUCAGCCCUCUAGAUGCCCUGUUCGUUGACCACGACCUAAUAGAACCAAUUGCUGUCAUUGGAUUCUCUCUGAAAUUUCCUCAAGAUGCAACAUCGCCAGAGUCUUUUUGGAAGAUGCUCAUGGAAGGACGUUCUGCCAUGACAAAGGUACCAGAGAAUCGUUUCAAUGUUGACUCAUUCCAUGUACGAGGCACAAAAAGGCGGGACGAGCUACCUUUAGAAGGCGGUCACUUUAUCGAGGAGGAUAUUGGGUUAUUUGACGCACCAUUUUUUAACAUUAGCCCGGUAGAGGCUUCUGCAAUGGACCCAAUGCAGCGAAUGAUGUUAGAAACCGCGUAUAGAGCCUUUGAAAAUGCUGGACUUCCUCUUGAAAAGGUCACUGGUAGCAACACCUCAGUAUUUUCAGGUUGCUUUACCACGGACUAUUUGUUGCAACUGAUGAGGGAUCCCCAAUACUUGCCAACAUACGCUGCUACAGGAGUAGCAGGAUCCUUACUCGCAAAUCGGCUGAGUUGGUUUUUUGACCUCAAGGGAUCGAGUGUCAAUUUAGAUUCAGCAUGUUCUAGCAGUGGCAUGGCGCUCGACUGGGCCUGCUGCCAGUUGCGUGACAGAUCAUGUAACAUGAGCGUAGUCGGAGGGUGUAAUCUGACGUUUGCUCCUGAAUAUUUUCAGCUACUCACAAACAUGAACAUGUUAUCUCAUUCGAGUCGUUCUUACUCAUUUGACUCCAGAGCUAACGGAUAUGCUCGAGGUGAAGGAUUCGGCGUGGUGAUCUUAAAACGAUUGGACGACGCCAUUGAAGAUGGAGACACCAUCCGUGCUGUUAUUCGCUCUACAGGCAGCAAUCAGGAUGGUCGAACUCCUGGAAUUACACAACCGAGCAGUGACUCUCAAGAACGUCUGAUUCGUGAAACAUAUCGAAAAGCAGGAUUGAGCAUGGCAUUGACCAGAUUUUGCGAGGCCCAUGGAACAGGAACAGCUGUAGGGGAUCCGAUUGAAUCCACGGCAAUUGGAAGUGCUUUUAGAGAAUUCCGUACACCAUCGGAUCCACUUAUCAUCGGUGCUCUGAAGAGUAAUAUCGGCCACCUUGAGGGUGCUGCCGGUAUUGCAGGGCUUAUCAAAGCUGUCCUAUGCCUUGAGAAAGGCAUCAUCCCACCCAAUGUGGAUUUUCGAAAUGUGAACCCGAAAAUAGACCCAGAACAUUAUUUCUUGUCAAUAGCUCUGGUGAAUCUCUUGGAAUAUUUUGGCAUCACACCAUCUGCAGUGUGUGGACAUUCCUCUGGUGAAAUUGCUGCAGCUUAUGCCGCUGGCGCUCUCUCCAAAGAAUCAGCAUUGAAGGUCGCUUAUUAUCGUGGACUAUUAGCCACGUCUCUGCCUGAAAGGAGUCCGCACACAGGCGCAAUGUUAGCCGUGGCUCUUCCUGCUGAACAAAUCGAGCCUUACUUUGCGAGAGUGUGUAAAGAGGGACAAUGGGGCCCUGUUGUGGCUUGUUACAACAGCCCGCAAAGCAUCACUGUGUCCGGCAUCGAAAGCCAGAUUGAUGAAUUAGCAUGUCUUCUCACCGAGGCUAACGUCUUUAACAGAAAGCUUCGUGUCAAUGUAGCAUAUCAUUCCCCUCAGAUGACGGAAAUUGCUCGUGAAUACUCGGAGCGGUUGGCAUCUUUGGACGAGGACGAGCAUCCACGGUCCGUGGGUAUGGUAUCCUCAGUAACUGGAGAAAAAUGCACAGCCAGCGACUUAUCUAAUGGAAGCUACUGGGUUGAGAACAUGGUUUCUUCCGUCCAAUUCUCCCAAGCGGUUGACAAUAUGUGCAAAAAGUCACCAAAAUCCGUGACAAAAAAGCUAGACCGAAGCCAUCUAUCUGCGGUAGCUGUUGACUAUCUUCUUGAGAUAGGACCUCAUGGUGCUUUGAAAGGUCCCAUACGUGAAAUACUGAAAUCUCAUCGUCGCGGCGCCAAUAUAACGUAUGACUCGCUUCUCAACCGAAAUGUUUCCGCUGUGGAUACAGUAUUACAAACUAUUGGUAAAUUGCACUGUGCAGGUUAUAUGGUCAAUCUAUCGGCAGUAAAUGGGCUCAGCUCAGGGACUUCCAAAUCUCGGCUUAUGGCCCUGGCUGAUCUGCCCGAGUAUCAAUUCAAUCACACUCAGAGAUACUGGCACGAAAGUCGAAUUACAAGUGACCUAAAACACAAAAGUCACAAAUAUAUGGAAUUGCUAGGAAGGCAGUCAUUGGACUGGAAUCCUAUCACGCCUCGUUGGCGACAUUUCUUGAGGACUGAGGAUAUGCCGUGGAUAGAAGACCACAAGAUCAAUGGUGUUGUUCUUUAUCCCGGUGCUGGAAUGUUAGCCAUGGCCAUGGAAGCAGCACGGACAAUGAAUGCUCCUCAAGAGAUUCUCGGAUAUCAACUCAAUAGCAUCACUUUCUCGGCUGCAUUGGACGUUUCGGCGGGAGAACUCGAAACACAAAUAGCACUUCAUCCGCAAAAGCAAGAUUCAGGAUCAAAAGAUUCCAGCUUUGAGUUUGUGAUUUCGUCUUACUCUGCUGGACGGUGGUCUGAGAACUGUAGAGGUAUGAUCACUGUCCAAGUUAAAGAUAACCACAGUCUCACGGGAAGUGGCCCAUCUACGGACGUUAUGCGGCUGAAAAAUGCGAGGUCUAUUCUCUCAAAGCCAUUUUACGACUUCCUGCUCCAUUGUGGUUAUGGCUAUGGGCCAUCCUUCCAAAGAAUACAGGACAUUCAAUACAGUCCCGACAGUAGUGAAGUUCUCGCAAAGGUAUCCUUGUACCAGGAUAGUGACCAGUCUUAUGUUGUGCAUCCAACAACACUGGACGCUAUCAUGCACCUUCAAUUUGCUGCUACCAGUAAUGGCUGCAAGAAAAGAGUAGGAACACUUAUUCCGACCAGAAUCGAGUCCUUGUGGGUUGCAGCUGAGGGACUAGGGCAUCUUUCAAAAGACCCUGUCAACAUUCUUACAAAAGUGAUGUCAGAAACGCACCGGUUCUGUAAAGUGUCGAUUAUUGGACGGAAUCGUGGAAAUCAACGGGAGAUUAUAAAGGUCACUGGUCUGGAAACGACUGCAGUUGCGACUGCGACAGAGUCAGGACCAAUUCGAAGCCCCGAGGAGCAAGUCAUUACCUACAUCGAUACUAAAAUCGAUAUUGACAUGGCUAGCAGCCAGCAAUUACUAGAAUAUUUGAUGAGAGAAUGCCCCGCGCCACCCGAACCAGCAGCUCAUCACUCACAACUACAAACACAUGUCUUUCAAUAUCUCCGCGAAGCCAAGAAACUGCUGCAAAACUUCAGCCCUGAGGAUCUGCCUCAGCAUAUAAAAGCUUAUAUAGCAUGGAUGGAUUUUCAACUCGAGCAGAGCGCCAAGUACGACAACAUAUAUUUGGAAGCCAGUUACGGAGAGCGACCGGCUGAGGAGCUCUUGUACAAGGAAGUUGGCAAAGAGCUCUUCAAUGUCCUCAGUCAAAAGACUAUGCCAACACAAUUGUUAUUCGAGACCGGACUUUUGGAUAAUUAUUACCUCGAGAAAGCUCAAACGGAGAUCUACAUAAUCAGACUAUUGAAGUAUAUCGAUCUUCUGGCACACAAGAACCCAUCGAUGAAGAUCAUCGAGGUUGGUGGCGGAACGGGUACUUUUACAGGACACAUUCUAGAAACUCUGCAGCGCCAUUCAGAUGGAGAGGAGGGAGUUGUUCGGUGUAGUAGCUACGACUUUACGGAUAUUGGACCAUUGUUUCUCGACCGUGCGAGAGAGAAGUUUGAGCAGUAUUCGGAUAAGAUGAAUUACGGUAUUCUGAACAUUGAGAAGGAUCCUUCGGAGCAAGGAUUUGAAGCCGGAUCGUACGAUCUCAUCGUUGCGAUAUCUGUCAUUCACGCCACUCGAUCUCUCGAGGAAUCUUUGAUCAACGUGCGAAAACUACUGAAACCUGGCGGUGUUUUCCUGCUUCAAGAGCCAACAACUCCAACCAAACCGACGACGGGUUUCGUAUUUGGAAUCCUCCCAGGAUGGUGGCUAGGCACCGAAGAAAAUCGUCAACUUUCACCGCUGGUGGACGAGGUAACAUGGAAUUCUCUAAUGCUCAAGACCGGCUUUACCGGUACUGAGCUGAUUCUUCGGGACUACGAGAGUGAACUCUGUCAUGAAAUGAGUUUCAUUAUCUCCAAAGCGGUCGAGGAGCAGCAGAUUGGCUCACUUGAGUCGCCAUUGCAAACGGAAUACAAACUCAUUGUGGAGAAGGACUCUAUACUCCAACAGCGUGUAGCAGAAGAGCUUCGACAAUAUGGACAGUCACAUAACUGUGAAUGCGAAAUCUUGACCCUUGAAGAGGCAGCAGAAGCUCCAGGACUCAAAGAAUACGCAUCCAUCUUUCUCCCGGAACUCGAGCACCCGUUACUUACAUCCAUGGACGAAAAGACCUACGAUACGCUGAAGACUCUCUUUUUGUCCUCAAGUCAUAUCCUUUGGCUGACCAAAGGGGGAGGUGAAUCUCUCAAGGAUCCUGGUUACAUAGUAAUUGAUGGAUUCGCAAGGUCUUUACGACUUGAGGUGAAUAACCUCAAAUUAAUCACGCUCGCACUUCAGGACGAGGGAGACUUGAGUCCUUCUCAGUUUGAGACCAUCUUCAAGGUCAUGGACAAAACUAUACAAAGUUCAAUGGAAGAUUACGAGCGGGAAUUUGUUGAGAAGAAUGGCAUGCUUCAUACAAAUCGGAUCAUUGAGGCCAAUUCUCUGAAGACAGAUUUCUUGGAUCGCCUCGCACAACACAAAACAGUCGAAACAGUCACGGAAGUGACACCAGUCUUAUUAGAUAUCGAAGUUCCAGGACAGCUUGACACUCUCCACUUCAAAAGGGACAGGGAUGCCAUCUUCCUACCAGACACCGACGAAGUUGAAAUCGAAGUCAAAGCUAUUGAGCUAGGAUUUGCUGACUACUCUGUGGUGACCGGUCGCUCCAAAGAGACCAAGAUUGGGACUGGGUGUUGUGGAGUCGUGUUGAAGGAUUUUCCCGAGGCAGGGUUCCAAGCAGGAGACAGGCUUUGGAUGUAUGGUAGUGGGAUGUGCAAGACUGUCGUUCGUUCACCCGCUGCACUGGUUACAAAGUUACCCGCAGACAUGCCCUUCGAGAAAGUAUGCUCAUUACCACCUGGCUCACUUACGGUUGCAUACGCCUUACAUCAGGCUAUACGCAUCCAAAAAGGCGACACGGUGCUAGUCCGCUGCUCCAGGUUGUUUCUUGAAGCCGCUAUACAGAUGGCUCUAGCAGCGGAAGUUGAUCUCUAUAUCGUUUCUGACGACGAAACAAAGAAAGAGAUCUUGAUACGCACAAAUCUGCCUGAAAACCACAUCAUCUGCCGAUCGCGUUUCAGCGAGUCCUUGGAUAAACUUCUAGGAGGACGAGGUGUCGAUGUAGUUCUAAACUCAGUUGCUGAAGAUAUUAGUCAAUGUUUUGAGUGUCUUUCGACCUUUGGCACUCUUGUAGACAUUGCUGACCACAGAGAUUCUGCCAUCAAGCUUCCAAGCCACCGGGCAAACUCGAACAUCACGACUAUCACAAUCAACAGCGCACUCAUAGCUCAAGAGCGGCCACAGAUGUUGAGCCCGGCCAUGGAGAAGGUAAUUUCAUUGGUUGAAGCGGGGGCAUUGAAGCCAUUCGUGGAGGCGAAGAUUUAUCCCUUGUCAAAGGUAAAGGAGGCAUUCGAGGAGAUAGGGGCCCAAACAGAAGGCGGAAAAGUGGUAUUGACUGUUGAGAAGCAAGAUGAAAUCACAUGCCUUGAGGCACGCAAACAAACAUAUCAGUUUCCCCCAGACGCAACCUAUGUUAUCUCUGGUCUAGGAGGUCUCGGAAGAAGCGUCGCUCGAUGGAUGGGGGAAAAGGGGGCCAAGCAUCUUCUCUUACUCUCCCGUUCCGGUGGGAAAACAGCAGAGGCUAUCGAAUGCAUCUCAUUUCUGCGUAAAAUGGGAGUCACCGUUGAGACCCCUGUUUGCGAUGUCUCCAUCCGGGAAGAUGUGGAACAGACAAUUGCUGAAUAUAAACCGACCAUGCCACCGAUCAAAGGGUGCAUUCAUCUGUCCAAAUCAGGCAAUGAUGCCCUUUUCGAGAAUAUGCCAUAUUCAAUGUGGCGAGAGAACAUGGGCGCCAAAGCAGACGGAGCGUGGAAUCUUCACGAAGUCUUACCUAAAGGACUCGACUUUUUCGUCAUGUUUGCCUCUAUCGGUGGUGUCAUCGGCUCUGUCACUCUCGUUGCCUACGGAGCAUCAAACCACUACCUAGACGGUCUCGCACAGUACCGAAUUGCGCAGGGCGAGAAAGCUAUAUCGCUGGAUUAUGGCGUUGCCGAGGAUGAUGGCAGGCUUGCAGAGGACCAAGCUCUGUUCCAUCGAUUCAUGUUGGAGGGUAAAUACAUCCCGAUGCCUGAAUAUGAAUUCUUGGCCCUGUUAGACUAUGCCUGUGAUCCAACCACAGAACUAUCCCAUACAAGAGAGAGCCAGCCAAUCAGUGGUAUCGAGACACCGGGGAAAAUUAUGGCAAAGGGUUUCGAGUUACCGAAUGCAAUGCGCCAGCCGCUUUGGCGUCAUAUGUACCAUGUGAAAGUGGCUGAGAAGACUGACAAUCCUGCCACGACGGAUCGGAGAGAAAAUAUCUCCAUGCAACUCGAUGAUGCGUCCUCAAUAGAAGCAGCGGCCGAUGUAAUCACUGUAGCUUUGGUUAAGCGACUGUCAAGGACGAUAUCGGUCGCAGAAGAGAAGUUGGAUAUCAAUCGGCCAAUGCAUACAUACGGAGUGGACUCUUUGACGGCUGUCGAUCUGCGAAACUGGUUUGCGAGUACCAUGGGUAUUGACGUUGCUGUUUUUGAAAUUCUGGGAGAUAUUUCUUUCGUGGACAUUGGCCUUCUGGUGGCACGGAAGUACAAGGAGAGAAGUCAAGAUAACUAG